Molecule: messenger RNA, 1561 nt
Organism: Syzygium oleosum
Lineage: Eukaryota; Viridiplantae; Streptophyta; Magnoliopsida; Myrtales; Myrtaceae
Product: cytochrome P450 714C2-like
Exons: 5
Coding region: 3-1523 (506 amino acids)
Molecular function (GO): monooxygenase activity; iron ion binding; oxidoreductase activity, acting on paired donors, with incorporation or reduction of molecular oxygen
Source: RefSeq, a predicted model, not a curated record
CAAUGACCAUGGCAGGGGUCUUUCUCUCUCUCUCCGUUGUGGGCUUCACUUGCUUGUUCUUGUACCUCUACAAUCUCUUCUGGUGGAGGCCGCUGCAGCUCAGAAAGAAGCUUCAGGAUCAAGGAAUCAAUGGCCCUGCGCCGUCCUUUUUCUUUGGCAACACACCAGAAAUUAAGAAGAUUCAACUGGAAGCGCAAGCCACAAAGAAUCAACAAAGCAUCGGCAAUCGUGUCUCGCAUGAUUACAUGUCCCGCCUAUUUCCCCACAUAGAGAAGUGGAGAGCCGAGUUUGGUCCAGUGUUUUCGUUCACAAUGGGAAACAUGGUGAUCGUAUGCAUUUGCGACUUUGACAUGGUAAGGGAGUUCAGUCAGUGCAAGUCUACAGAAUUCGGAAGGCCCGAGUACCUGAGAGGCAGGGGAACUCUGUUGGGUUAUGACAGCAUCGUCACUGCGAAAGGGAACUCUUGGGAGACCCAGAGGAAGGUCAUAGCGCCAGAAUUCUUCAACGACAAAAUAAAGGGAAUGGUGGACAUGAUGGUUGAAUCCGCUGUCUCCGUGCUGGAAAAAUGGGAAUCUCAGAUGGAGGAAGCAGGGGGAGUUGCUUCAGUACGGGUCGACGAGGAUUUAAAAAGCAUCUCUGCUGAAAUGCUUUCAAAAGCAUGUUUUGGAAGCAAUUAUGUUAUUGGCAAUGAAAUUUUUUCCAAGAUGUUAGUGCUCCAGGAUUUGCUUAGCAGGCAGCGUGCUUUUGUUGGUCUUCCUGGGGUAAGGCAUAUUCCUACAAAGACUGCUCGUGGCAUUUUGAGGAUCGGAAAAGAAAUUGACCAAUCUGUUCUGAAGCUGAUGGACGAUGAUCACAAUGCCGACAAGGGGGGCUUCUUACAGGCCUUAGUCGACCAUUUCAACCAUGAAUCGAGCGUCAUCAUAGACAAUUGCAAGGGUGUGUUCCUCAGCGGACAUGAAACUACCGCCACCGCCGCUACCUUCGCUUUAGUACUUUUAGCACACUAUCCUGAGUGGCAGGAGCGUGUGCGGGCAGAGGUGGUAGAGAUCCUUGGAAAUCAAGCCCCGAGUAUGGAUAACCUGCACAAAAUGAAACUGUUAAGUAUGGUGAUUUAUGAAACAUUGCGCCUAUAUCCCCCUGUACCAUUCUUUCCGAGGGAAACGAUGGAGGAACUGAAGUUUGGGGACUUUUUGAUUCCGAAAGGCAUCAACAUCUGGCUCCCAAUCACCCUGUUGCAUCAGGAUCCGGCCAACUGGGGCGACGAUGCCCACGAGUUCCAUCCAGAAAGGUUUGAGAAUGGCAUUCCUUCGGCAUGCAAGCAUCCGAAUCUGUUCAUGCCUUUUGGGACGGGGAUACGAAACUGUGUUGGCCAGAAUUUCGGGAUGACAGAACUAAAGAUAGUUCUGUCAAUUGUGCUGUCUAAGUUCACUUUCUCUUUAUCCCCCGAGUACAAACACACAGUGACGUAUGGUCUGUUUUUUAAGCCUCAACAUGGGGUACAACUGAAGAUGGAGAAGAUCUGAGAUUGUCCAUCUCGUGUACGAAUGUUUCGUCUGUUGCA